Molecule: messenger RNA, 1114 nt
Organism: Microdochium trichocladiopsis
Lineage: Eukaryota; Fungi; Ascomycota; Sordariomycetes; Xylariales; Microdochiaceae
Exons: 1
Coding region: 282-965 (227 amino acids)
Molecular function (GO): nucleic acid binding
Source: RefSeq, a predicted model, not a curated record
UCAUGCGGAUCCACUUGGUAGCGGGUGGGCCGACCCUUUCUAGGCCUCCAGGCAUGCGGUUCGCAGGCACUCUUGCUUCAUGAAGCAACGACCACCAGAUUUUCCAUUUUCCCCUGCCAUGGUACCGUAGGUGUGAACAGAUCUUGGAUGGAGUUCAUGGCGACUGGGCUGGCUUUGUGCAUGACAGACCACAAGUGAAGUCUGCCAAGCGCGGGCGCGGGUGGUGCCUGGACCUCCUGACAAGUCACCGAACGUGUUCAUCUCGGUCAAGCCUCAUCAAGAUGCCUUCCGACGAUAUCCAUGAGCACAAGGAAUCAGCGGAGGACGAUGUUCCACUCCAGCAGAAGCGACCCUUUGGCUCAGGCUUGAAACGCAAACACAUCGCCUUCGUUCCAGCAUCAACAGGACCCUUGGUUACCACAGAGAAUGCGGUCCCAGCCAAGCCAGCCAGGUCGAUUGCAGACAUGUACCUCAGCCUAGUCCUGCCAAACCAUGCCACAAAGAGCGAGACGCCAGACGAAAGUCCAGAGCCUACAGCACCACCGCCGACGGUGUGCGAGGUCUGCAACCUGCCGAUCAAUGAAGAUGCCCAGUCAGCAUCUCGCCGGCAUGAAGCAUCGAUAGCGCACCAGGUGUGCCUAACUCACUCUCAUCCACCAUCUGCCCUGAAUCGGUCGCGCAUGGGUUUGCAGGUGCUGCAGACACAAGGCUGGGACCCAGAUGCCCGGACGGGACUCGGCGCGCAAGGGCAGGGCCUGCAGUAUCCCAUCAAAGCUCUGCCCAAGGAUGAUACCCUGGGCAUCGGCGUCAAGGUGCCAAAGAAUCUUCCCAAGAAGGAACAGAAGCCGUCCAAGUUGGACGCCGGAAAAGUCCGCAAGGCAGCGGCCGAGGACAGGAAACGAAACGACCGCUUGCGACAGCAGCUCUUCAGCAGCACAGAAGUCGACAAGUAUCUGGGGAGCUAAAGCUUCUGUCCAUUGUGAGGCCUUGAGAGGUGUUCAUAGAAAUCACAUGACGUACCUUCGGGACCCUGUACCAGUGACCGCUUCCGCGCGCGUCACUUUGUGCUAGCACUUUGAGCUCAUCCAAACAGUGUCACAGUCACCACUUCACC